Molecule: messenger RNA, 5584 nt
Organism: Rhinolophus ferrumequinum (greater horseshoe bat)
Lineage: Eukaryota; Metazoa; Chordata; Mammalia; Chiroptera; Rhinolophidae
Gene: MAPK8IP3
Product: mitogen-activated protein kinase 8 interacting protein 3
Exons: 33
Coding region: 129-4166 (1345 amino acids)
Biological process (GO): vesicle-mediated transport
Cellular component (GO): cytoplasm
Molecular function (GO): JUN kinase binding; kinesin binding; MAP kinase scaffold activity
Source: RefSeq, a predicted model, not a curated record
CAGCAACGGCGGCGGCUGAGCCCUGAGGCGACAGCGGCUGCAGCGGAGGCCACGGGCCGCGGGCGACGGGCAGCCGGGGCGGACGCGCCGGCAGACAGCGAGCCGCGCUGGCGGCGGCGGUGGCCGCGAUGAUGGAGAUCCAGAUGGACGAGGGCGGCGGCGUGGUGGUGUAUCAGGACGACUACUGCUCCGGCUCGGUGAUGUCGGAGCGAGUGUCGGGCCUGGCCGGCUCCAUCUACCGCGAGUUCGAGCGCCUCAUCCACUGCUACGAUGAGGAGGUGGUCAAGGAGCUCAUGCCGCUCGUGGUCAACGUGCUGGAGAACCUGGACUCGGUGCUCAGCGAGAACCAGGAGCAUGAGGUGGAGCUGGAGCUGCUGCGCGAGGACAACGAGCAGCUGCUCACCCAGUACGAGCGCGAGAAGGCGCUGCGCAAGCAGGCCGAGGAGAAAUUCAUCGAGUUUGAAGAUGCCUUGGAACAAGAGAAGAAAGAGCUACAAAUCCAGGUGGAGCACUAUGAGUUUCAGACCCGCCAGCUGGAACUGAAGGCCAAAAACUAUGCAGAUCAAAUUUCCCGGUUGGAGGAGCGGGAGUCAGAGAUGAAGAAGGAAUAUAACGCCCUGCACCAGCGACACACCGAGAUGAUACAGACCUACGUGGAGCACAUCGAGAGGUCCAAGAUGCAGCAAGUUGGGGGGAACAGCCAGACCGAGAGCAGCCUGCCCGGGCGGAGCCCUCGCCAGUCGUGGAGGAAAAGCAGGAAGGAGCGCCCCACUUCUCUGAAUGUCUUUCCCCUGACCGACGGCAUGGUACGUGCACAGAUGGGGGGCAAACUCAUGCCUGCGGGGGACCACUGGCACCUGAGUGACCUCGGCCAGCUGCAGUUCAGCUCCAGCUACCAGUGUCCCCACGAUGAGAUGUCGGAGUCCGGCCAGUCCUCCGCGGCUGCCACGCCCAGCACCACGGGCACCAAGUCCAACACGCCCACGUCCUCCGUGCCCUCGGCCGCAGUCACGCCCCUCAACGAGAGCCUGCAGACCCUGGGGGACUACGGCGCCAGCUCCAAGAACAGCAAGCGGGCUCGGGAGAAGCGCCACAGCCGUAAUAUGGAGGUGCAGGUCACCCAGGAGAUGCGUAAUGUCAGCAUAGGCAUGGGCAGCAGUGACGAGUGGUCUGACGUUCAGGACAUUAUCGACUCCACCCCCGAGCUGGACAUGGGGCGGGAGCCCCGCCUGGACCGCACUGGCAACAGCCCGACCCAGGGGAUCGUCAACAAGGCUUUUGGCAUCAACACUGACUCCCUGUACCACGAGCUGUCCACUGCAGGGUCCGAGGUCAUCGGGGACGUGGAUGAAGGGGCUGACCUACUAGGGGAGUUCUCAGUGCGCGAUGAUUUUUUUGGGAUGGGCAAGGAAGUGGGGAAUCUGCUGCUGGAGAACUCACAGCUUCUAGAAACCAAAAAUGCCCUGAACGUGGUGAAGAACGACCUCAUCGCCAAAGUGGACCAACUGUCGGGAGAACAGGAGGUGCUGAAGGGGGAUUUGGAAGCCGCCAGGCAGGCCAAACUAAGGCUGGAGAGCCGCAUCAAGGACCUGGAGGAGGAGCUGAGGAGAGUGAAGUCGGAGGCCAUCAUCGCCCGCCGUGAACCCAAAGAAGAGGGGGAGGAUGGAAGCAGCUAUCUCUGUACAGAAUUGGACAAGAUCCCCAUGGCACAGCGCCGCCGCUUCACACGGGUGGAGAUGGCCCGCGUGCUCAUGGAGCGCAACCAGUACAAGGAGCGGCUGAUGGAGCUCCAGGAGGCUGUGCGGUGGACCGAAAUGAUCAGAGCAUCCCGGGAGCACCCGUCUGUCCAGGAGAAAAAGAAGUCUACCAUCUGGCAGUUCUUCAGCCGCCUCUUCAGCUCCUCAUCCAGCCCCCCUCCAGCCAAGCGGUCCUACCCCUCGGUGAACAUUCAUUAUAAGUCACCCACCACAGCUGGCUUCAGCCAGCGCCGAAGCCACGCCCUGGGCCAGAUCUCGGGGGGCAGCCGACCCCUGGAGUUCUUCCCUGACGACGACUGCACCUCCUCCGCCAGGCGGGAGCAGAAGCGGGAGCAGUACCGCCAGGUGCGCGAGCACGUGCGCAACGACGAUGGGCGGCUGCAGGCCUGCGGCUGGAGCCUGCCGGCCAAGUACAAGCAGCUGAGUCCCAAUGGGGGCCAAGAGGACACUCGGAUGAAGAACGUGCCUGUCCCCGUGUACUGCCGCCCUCUGGUGGAGAAGGACCCAACCAUGAAGCUGUGGUGUGCCGCGGGUGUCAACUUGAGUGGGUGGAAACCAAGCGAGGACCAUUCUGGUAAUGGAGUCAAGCCGGCACCAGGCUGCGACCCUCUGACCUGCGACGGGGAAGUGGAAGGAGAGGCCAAGAGCAACCACACGUCCCCUGAGAAGAAGAAGGCAAAGGAGCUCCCCGAGACCGAUGCCACCUCCAGCCGGGUGUGGAUCCUCACCAGCACCCUGACCACCAGCAAAGUGGUCAUCAUUGAUGCCAACCAGCCAGGCACCGUCGUGGACCAGUUCACCGUCUGCAAUGCCCACGUCCUGUGCGUCUCUAGCAUCCCCGCGGCCAGCGACAGCGACUACCCUCCGGGGGAGAUCUUCCUGGACAGCGACGUGAAUCCCGAGGCCUCUGGUGCAGACGGCGUGCUGGCCGGCAUCACCCUGGUGGGCUGUGCCACGCGCUGCAAUGUGCCACGGAGCAACUGCUCCUCGCGAGGGGACACCCCAGUGCUGGACAAGGGCCAGGGGGAGGUGGCUGCCGUCGCCAAUGGGAAGGUCAACCCAUCUCAGUCCACGGAGGAGGCCACGGAGGCCACGGAGGUGCCUGACUCUGGGCCCAGUGAGGCAGAGGCAGCUGGGGUGCGACCCGGGCCCCUCACGGAGCACGUCUUCACCGACCCGGCCCCUGCCCCGCCCCCCAGUACCCAGCCUGGCAGUGAGAAUGGGCCAGAGGCCGACUCGAGUGGUGUGCAGCCCGAGCCGGAGCCCAGCGGAGACCCUGAGGGGACCAGCAGCAGUGCCGCACCCACCAUGUGGCUGGGGGCCCAGAAUGGCUGGCUGUACGUGCACUCAGCCGUGGCCAACUGGAAGAAGUGUCUGCACUCCAUCAAGCUGAAGGACUCCGUGCUGAGCCUGGUGCACGUGAAAGGACGAGUGCUGGUGGCUCUGGCCGAUGGGACUCUGGCCAUCUUCCACCGAGGCGAAGACGGCCAGUGGGACCUGAGCAACUACCACCUGAUGGACCUGGGCCACCCGCACCACUCUAUCCGCUGCAUGGCCGUUGUGUACGACCGCGUCUGGUGCGGCUACAAGAAUAAGGUGCACGUCAUCCAGCCCAAGACAAUGCAGAUCGAGAAGUCAUUUGACGCCCAUCCACGGCGGGAGAGCCAGGUGCGGCAGCUGGCGUGGAUCGGCGACGGGGUGUGGGUGUCCAUCCGCUUGGACUCCACGCUGCGGCUGUACCACGCCCACACCCACCAGCACCUGCAGGACGUGGACAUCGAGCCCUAUGUCAGCAAGAUGCUGGGCACCGGCAAGCUGGGCUUCUCGUUCGUGCGCAUCACCGCCCUGCUCAUUGCGGGCAAUCGCCUGUGGGUCGGCACCGGUAACGGCGUCGUCAUCUCCAUCCCACUGACCGAGACCGUGGUCCUGCACCGAGGCCAGCUGCUGGGACUCCGAGCCAAUAAGACAUCCCCCACAUCUGGGGAGGGGGCCCGCCCAGGGGGCGUCAUCCACGUGUAUGGUGAUGACAGCAGCGACAAGUCGGCCAGCAGCUUCAUCCCCUACUGCUCCAUGGCCCAGGCCCAGCUCUGCUUCCACGGGCACCGUGACGCCGUCAAGUUCUUUGUCUCGGUGCCAGGGAAUGUGUUGGCCACUCUCAAUGGCAGCGUGCUGGACAGCCCAUCCGAGAGCCCCGGGCCCGCCGCCGCUGCGUCAGACCCAGAAAGCCAGAAGCUGAAGAACGUGCUGGUUCUGAGCGGCGGGGAGGGCUACAUCGACUUCCGCAUAGGUGACGGAGAAGAUGACGAGUCGGAAGAGAGCGCGGGGGACAUGAGCCAGGUGAAGCCCAUACUGUCCAAGGCUGAGCGCAGCCACAUCAUUGUGUGGCAGGUUUCCUACUCCCCCGAGUGAGGCGUGGCCUCCACCGCCCCUGCCUGAUGCCACCGUGUACAUACACCCCGCCCCACCCACCUGCCACGGGCUGCCCCCUGCUGUCAGCCCCUUUCUAAUCUCUCAACCUGCAGCUUUCACCUUAGGUCCAGCCCAGGGGCCGGCAGGGGGCGGAGAGCUGCAAAGUGGGUCUGGCUGGGAGGAGGGGGGCGUGGGUGGGAGGGAAGAACCUCUGGGACACCCUUUUCCCAGCAGCUCCUGGCUGGCCCCCAGCCCAGUCCCAGGGCACUGCAGGGCCAGAAUGAGGCAGAGUCCUGGGGUGGGCUGGGCCGGGACAGACCCAAGGUGGCUCCCAGCUGCACCCUGGGCUCCCCGCUCCCAUCACUCACUCCCUGGAUCCCCAGGGCAGGAAACAGGGACUUCACCUCCAGGUCUCCCCACCUGAGUCCACUUGCCUUUGCCUGCUGUACGCAGGGGUAGGGGGUCCUUAGGGAGCUGGCCCGGCCACUAGACCUUGCCCCCAUCCCUGCCACCCCGGGCACUGGCAUGAAAGCACGUAACCAGACUCCAUGGGGCAGCUGUUUGAGAAGACAAACAGAUGCCCUCAUCCCGUUCAAACCCUGAUCCUCCUGUUUGGCAGGCUCUCACCGGCUCUCACUGACCCAUGUCCCCUCCCCCCUUCCUGGGCAGAAGACCCACCUUGUAGGAGCAUACCCUGGAGUCCUGCCCCUCCUGGAAGCCCCUAGGGUGAAUUUCUCAGGCUGCCAGGGCAGGCCCAAGCCUCAGGAAGAAAGGGGGGCCCUGGCCUCUCCUGGGGUCAGUCCUAGGAUGCAGGCAUAGCCUCAGGGUGAUGGGGAAGGUGAGCUCCUGGGCCUGCCUGCCAAGCAGUCUCCAAGGAGCCCAGCUCCCAAGACACACUACUAAGUGCCUUGGGCUGGUGGUGUGGCCUGCUCCCUUGAGGGCAACCGACAGGCUAACAACAGAGGCCCGAAGGGCUAAGGAUAAGGGCCACCUCCCCCAGCUCUUAGGAGUGUGCGCCCGCCAACUUUGAAGGGCAUCGCCCUGGACUGCUGCCUCCCCACCUGCCCAGGCUUUAGUCCUGCUCCAAAAGGCACUGAUCAGGGCAGCCUCGUGCCCUGCCGUCCACCCACCUCCCACCAGAGAAGCACAGAUCUCGGGCAGCCACCCCACAGCCCAGCCAGACACCACUGCAGUCACAUGCCGCUGCAGGCUUCUCCCCACCGCCCUGCCACUGUCCACUGUGAUGUCCGUCAAGUCCUUUGUCUGUUCCCACGGGGCCAUGAAUGACUCGGGGGUUAUCUGGGGUGGGUGCAGCUGGGAGAAGGGGCUGGGUGACAAUUCUCCUCAGGCUUUGGCCCUGCAAGCAAACCCGUGUAUCUGCUCUGUAUGUAAUAAAUGUCUUAACAUGGUACCCCAAA